AUGAGUCUUUGGAAGAAACAAACUGGACAGGGCUUCUCAGUAGGGUUGGCGGCGCCGGUCACGAGGCGCGCCCUGGGCGCUGUCGCCCCCCGGGGCGACGGGGUGCGACGGGGGGGGCGCGCCCAAAUGCCCAAAAACCCCCCUAGGCGCGCCCUCCCAGGAGCCCAGGGCCCAGGCCCCCAGACCGCUCGGGGAGAUGAUGGGGAAGGUGCUCUCGGCGGCCCUGACCGGUGCCGCUAUGCUCGCGCCAUGCGAAACCGCCCGGCCCAAGAUUCCAAACAGGAUCAGACCGGCGCGGACCUCCAUAACACAGGCGGAAUCCCAUACAGCCCGAAAAGCCCCGGCGCCCCGGCGCCCCGGCGCGCCCAGGAGGACUUGGAAAAGGCGCGCCUCGGCGCCCUCAGCUCAAAGGUGGCGCCGCCAACCCUACUUCUCAGUCUCUUUUAG
This is a messenger RNA of Puccinia graminis f. sp. tritici CRL 75-36-700-3, 447 nucleotides long. RefSeq lists its product as uncharacterized. The transcript is spliced from 3 exons. Lineage: Eukaryota; Fungi; Basidiomycota; Pucciniomycetes; Pucciniales; Pucciniaceae. The coding region runs from base 1 to 447 and encodes 148 amino acids. The record is from RefSeq and is a predicted model, not a curated record.